CCCAUCUCGCCGAUUUAACAAAACGGCCCAAAAUGGGGUGUCGUACCAUCGCCGAGCCGACCGCCGUUCGCCGGCGAGGGAGCGCGCGUCCUCUGUAGUAACUAUAUCAGUUGACAAUUCAAUAAAUGUUCGAUCCGCCGCCAUUAAUUCUGAUGCGCCGUGAUACUACUGCGAUGCUUCGCCGAAAUUUGGCGCUACUGUCGCUACUAUUUCUUCAAUUCCUUUCGUUAAUCCACUCCUCAAUCAUUCCAUCGCGUCGCCCUUUCAACAUUUCCCAUUAUCUCCAUCCCAAAGUCACCGCCUUCACUGAAUCCAACGCUCCACCUGAACCGCCGAAUUUUCUGCAGGGCGUACUGGAUGCGAUUGCUAAUAAAGAGAAGUGCACGUUGGAAGACAUUAGGGUUUCUGGAGUGGAUACGCAAAAAGCUAAAUACAGGCAGGUUGAAAGAUAUGAAUUUCGGGUUAGAGUUAGAAAAGCAGAAGUAGUUCUUAAGAUGUACAAGGAGGUGUCAGAAUGGAAGAAAUUGGUGGCCUCAAGCCAAAAUGGCUCAUCGACCUUCGAAGAAUUGGCAAUGAAGAUUGGUGCCAAGACUGCAAUUGAUAGCUUUAAAAUCGAAGGCCCUUUCGAAUUGCAGGCUGCUGGAGAUGAUGAUCGUCUCUCACUUAUUUUGCCGUUAAAUACUACUACAUACUCGGGCCUGAGGAGAAUAUCAGUUGGUGAAGGCAUAACUAUUGAAGUGAAAGGCGCCGAAGAAAUUCUCAUAUUCCAUCCUUCGGAUUACCAUUACGGUAUUGUGACUUCUCAGAAAUGGCACAAGAUUGGAUCCAUUUUCCCCGGUUUAUGUAAAGCCCCACUGCCUAUCCGUAUUCUCGGGUCUGCAUCCGUGGUUGCUUACCGAACUCAAAGACCUGCUACAGUUAUUCAGACUGCAUUCUUAUCCAACAAUUCGAUAAAAUUGUUGCCCGACAAGUGCUAUCUCUGGCCAAACCACAAGAAACCUAAAUAUCCCUAUAGCUCCUUGCAUUCAAGAGUAACCAUGGUGGAAAGAGUUCUGAGGAAUUUCUUGAACGAGACUGGCAAACCUAGUACUGUUCUAGGAUCGACAAGGACUAGGAUGAGAGCAUCGUAUGUAUUCCACUUUCAGUUGCAAAUAGAAAGAGAUGUUAGAAGCAACGACAAACGGUGGGGCACCUUAGCCGACUGGAGAACAAAACCUACUGUCGAACAUUCGUGGUAUGAAGUACUUGCAAGAAUCGAAGGCGAGGUUUUAAAGCCUCUAGUCGUCAAAAAGGUUAGACCCUUUAUCGUCGCGGAUUCAUUAGCUUGGAGUAGCUUAUUGUCGAAUAUUUCCUUCACAAAGUUUCCAUCUGUUCUUGUCCCUUCCGAGGCGCUUACACUCGACGUGAAAUGGUAGGAAAAGUCUGCUUCUUUCGAAUAUUGAACUAUUCUUUUCUUACUUUGUGUAACAAUUUGUUCAUAUAAAUAUGAUACCGAUCUUUACAUUAUAUUUGGGACAACAAAACCACAAUUAAGUAGGUGUUCUACAACACAUUGAUCGAUGAUCAAUCUUCUCCAACAGGAUCGUGGUUACAUCGAUCUUUUGUUAAAUAGAGUGUAACAGUAAGAUUACAUAACUUACAUAUGAAUUAA
Molecule: messenger RNA, 1651 nt
Organism: Andrographis paniculata
Lineage: Eukaryota; Viridiplantae; Streptophyta; Magnoliopsida; Lamiales; Acanthaceae
Exons: 3
Coding region: 126-1415 (429 amino acids)
Source: RefSeq, a predicted model, not a curated record